AACUCAACAAGUGCAGCUGUUCCCAGCAGGGCAUCUCCAUGAUGAGAGGAGGUGGCGGGGGAGGAAUGGCUGCUGAAUUCCUGUAGGUCACAUCACAUCACUUGACAAGGCACCAGAACUCUGUGUGGACUCUGGAUUGUGCUGGCGAAGGGAACUGUAGCAGGUAUUGAGCUGAAGAAGGGGGUGGACUAAAUGGGGUCUAGAGUUGAAAAAUAAAAUGUUCCUGGGCUGCAUUUCUCCUGGCUUGUGCUAAGGCACAAUCAUAACAGACAGCCUCCUGAGCGUGUGCAAAGUGGAUUUUCCUCACCAGUGAAUAACUACAGCCAGCCUUCCCCCAUACCUGGGGGAGAGUAAACAUCUUUAAAGUAAGAAGGUAACCACCGAGAAAAAGGCAGGGGUAUUGCCGAUGACUUGGUUGCAUCUUGAUCCCGCCGUUCCUUCAAGAGGCGCAAGGAAGAGAAAUGCUUCGCCUUCUUUAUCAUCACAACGAACCUGUGAGGUUGUUUUUAAUUUAAAUGGUGGGAAGGCAUCUCAGUUCACAGAAAAGGCAUCCGUUUCAGUAGGUGCCAUGGGGGAUCUAGGCCUGGGCCGGGAAUUCCACACCUGGCACCAGUUCAGCAUGUUUUUCGACGACUGGUGCGAAAAGCACAAAGUGCUGUUCAUCAUUGCCAGCCUGAAGCCACUGAUCUCGCUGCGCCAGAACCCGCCGUACUAUCAGCCCAGCCUAGCUGAGAGACUCCGCUUCCGUUUUGUGCGUCUCAUCUGCAAGCACAGCGGGACCUACGUGGGGCAAAGCACGGUGCAACGCAACCGCCUCAGUGAAAAGAUCGACUGCCCAGCCUCCAUCACGCUGCGCCUCGGCCCCAAGAAGGACCGCCUGGUGGUGAUUGACGCCAACCUGGAGCACAACCACCGCUUGUCGGAGCUCGAGUUCGCCCACCAUUUCAAACGGCACCAGCUGAGGGCCAGCCUGGGGCUGCCCAUCCGCAUCACCAACAGCAUUUCCAAGCGCUUCCUGGCCCCAGACCUCAUCUGGAACCUGGAGGACUAUAGCAAAGCCAAAGACAAGGGCAUGUGUGAUCUCCUGGCCAUCCUGGACGGGCUCUUCAAGGCCGACGUCGGCGCCAAAGUCAAGCUGGUGUUCCAGGAGGACGUGGCCGUCCUCAAUAGCAUCUUCCUGGCCACCUCGCACAUGCGCGAGCUGGUGCGCCGCUUCCCCGCCCGCCUCUUCCUCGAGCGCGCCGCCUGCCUGGACGCGGACUUCGAGCUCUUUACCGUGCUGUGCCAAGAUGCCAACGGGCGUGGGCGGGAGGUGGCCUAUUGCUUGGCUCGCCAGGGGCUGCCCGACCUCCUCAUCUUCAUUGUGGCUUCGCUGGUGCAGAGCGCCCCGGACAUCAAGCUGCGGGUGAAGGUGGUCACGGUCGGGGCCGGCGUGACGGGGCUAGACGCGGUGGAGGAGGUGCUGCCCUGCGCCCGGGUGCAGAUCUGCCGGCUGCAGGUCUUGGAGGCGCUCUACCGCAGGGCCUGCGAACUAGACGUGCCGAAGGAGGACCAGAUCCGCAACCUGCUGCUCAACCUGGCUAAUGCCGACUCGCCACGGGUCUACAGCCAGUACCUGAGCGACCUGGAGGACGUGGCCCCGCUCUCCUUCCUGCAGUACUUCCUGGAGCGGUGGCACCCCCAGAAAGGCAUGUGGGCGGAGUGCUGGGCCUUUGAGAAGAACCGGGAGUGUUCUUUCCUGGACCAUCUCAGCGCUCACCGACGGAAGCUGUUGACAGCGCUCAGCCCCCCAAUGGCGUUGGCGGCCUGUGUCCAGGGCCUGCUGGAUCUCCAGGCCCUGCACGUGGAGACGGCGACACUCAAUGUGGCCCCCGUGGCCGAGCUGUACCACGCCGCCUGCCUGCCCGACAGCGCCGACCUGGUAGCAGAGGAGCUGGACUUGGUGCCCCACUCACACUACGAGCUCAAGGAGGCGCCUGACGGCUACCUGCUGGAGGGGAGCACCUGCUCUUUUCUGGUGAGCCAGGACCUGGCUACGUGCAGCUGCUCCAUCUACAUGGCUCACCGGCUGCCAUGCCGACACGUCUUCGCCGUACGCCUCUGGGUCGGAGAGCCUCUUUUUGACCCCAACCUGCUGCCCGGCUCGCCCGGGAGGCAUCAGGACAUCACAAGAGAGGAGGAAUGCUAGCUGUCGUACCCAUUGCCAGCCCAAGAACAUGCCAGACGUAUUGGAUGGCAGUACGCGAGGCCUGGUGACUUCCUCCAUAAUGGCCACUCUGGCAGAAGGAAGGUGCUGGUCUUACUGUACUGUCACUCAUCUUCAGGUGGAAGCAAUCCAUUCCGGAGUACUAGACAGACUGACACUGCCCGCCCAUGCGCCCAAGGAUUGGUGGAUGCUAAGAAACAUGACGUGGGCACUGUCAUGAGCCAGGACUGGGGUACCGUGAAGCCCUGCAGCUAUUCCAGAGAAAGGGGGAAAGAAGCAAGGGCAGUUUCUAGGCCCCACUGACUCACUCAGAAACCCCCAGAUAAAUGCAGGCAGCUGCUGCGGGAUUUUAGACUUGGAUGCUCAUUUAUUUUGCAAAUCCAAGCACGAAAUUCUGCAACUAGAAAAGCCAAAUUCUGACGGUCUCAGCUGCCUUUUUAAAAAGUCCAAAUUCUAUACCAAGGUAACUCAAAUUUUCUUGUGAAGCUCAAUUCUAUACACAUUAUGCGACAUGCAACUCGAUCCUAUGCAGAGUUAGGUGUGCUGAAAUCAAUGGACUUAAGUGAGCCAAAGUCUGCCUAGAAUCAAGCUGUUAAGCAUAUUGGCUUAUUCUGUGUUAUCUCCUUUGCUUCUACUAGUUAUAUGAAGGUGUAGAGAGCUGAGCAAGGCACAGGAGGCCUAUCCUUCUCUUGCCACUGGGAAUCCUGCUCAGCUCCGCCCUCUCUUCUUGGUUUCUGAGAUUUCCCCAAGGAAAUGCCCACAGCGUUACAGAUACUGGAUUCUGUGCCCCGUAUCAGUUUCGGUAGUUGUCCAGCACACUCACAGCUCUAGGAAGCAGCUCUGGGUCUGAACACACGAAACUUAAACCAUGCCGUUUGAUGAUCUGAUCUAAUCAACCCACUGAUAUGAAUCUUAUUCAGGGAUACUGUUCUGGGGGCUAAUGAACACGUGAGUGGGGGGAGAGUGAGGACAAGCACACGGUCAGGGGUGGGCAACCUUCCUUCUGCUGUAGGCCGCAUGUCAGCAGUGAACAGGGCUCAAGCUAAAGGUGGUCAGAGCCAGAGCCCAAAAUGGAUGAGUCCCCCUUUUCUCUCUCUCUCUGUGGCUUCAUUCAGACAACACAUUUCUCAAUUAUGGUUUUAGAACGCCACGGUGGAGUUUUUACACCGCAAUUGAAAAAUGUGUUGUCUGGAGGGAAAACUCCAUCCCAUGGUGGAGUUUUUUUGGAAAACACUCCACGCUGAAUAUCCACGCUGCGCAGAGGUGAGUUACUGCACAACCGUUGUGUUGCAUGUUGUGUGGAGGGCUCCAUGGAGUUUCCCAUUGCGUUGAGUGGACUUUUCCCACUGGCUACAGAGUUCCCCCUAGGAGCGAGUGCCGCUCUAGGAGAGCCGCUGGGAUUGUUUUUUUGCAGCAAUGGCUGAUGGGAUACCAUCAAGAGGACUGGGGGAGGAGAGAGGGUGGAGGAACUGUCAAUCAAACAUCGCGUUGCCUUUUACUCAACUCCAUGGGGGUCCCCAUCACACAACGGUGGAGUUAGAACAUGUGUGGGGAGCACCCCCUACAAACUCAACAGUUGAGCGGAGUUUUCACACUGCAUAGAGAAACGUGUUGUCGGAACUGAGCCUCCAUCUUGCUUCCCAUGCAGCAGGCUGCGAGGGAAGGGACAAAUCGCCCUUGACAAGAGGUCUAACCAAUCAUAUGCGGGGGGGCUUUUGAAAUUAGGCUGAGGGCUGAAGGUUGCCCGCUUCACCCUCCAUCACUGUCCUUGUUGCCCUCCUUGUGUCAAAGAAUAACUUAUGCAGCAGGGAGCCUUUUCCUUCAGCGCAGGCUUCCCAUGCAAUUUUAGAUAGAAAAGGUUUCCCACUGCAGAAAUUUGCCCUCAACACAUGGAAGGCAAUGAAGCUGGCGAUGGAGGAGGGCAAAGCUGGCGUACUCAUCCUCCCUCUCACCCAUUAAACCCCAAAGCAGAAGGCCUGAAUGGGACCAUUUGCAUGCCAUCUGUGGCUAGGGUUAGGGUUUUGAACCAUUUUGUGUUCCUUUUCCCCCCCUUCAAAUCCAGAGCUCGGUACUGAAAUGUCCAAAUAAAAAUA
Messenger RNA from Elgaria multicarinata webbii, 4299 nucleotides. It is a transcript of the gene ZSWIM9, whose product is annotated as zinc finger SWIM-type containing 9. Lineage: Eukaryota; Metazoa; Chordata; Lepidosauria; Squamata; Anguidae. Bases 407 to 2188 code for a protein of 593 amino acids. The transcript has 4 exons. The record is from RefSeq and is a predicted model, not a curated record. Gene Ontology annotation, molecular function: zinc ion binding.